AUGGCGGACGUUUCGGCUGGUUGCGACAAUCCGGCCUCGAGUGUGGACUGGCCAUGGCUGGGGAAGGAGUUGGCAUCCUGGAGCCGGGGGCCUGCGGCGGACUCGCCCAUGCGAUGGAUGACCCUUUGUGUGGCAGCCAACUGGAUCGCGCGAACCCCGCAGGUCUGGGAAGGUUGCAUCAUCGGGAUCGCUUCUGCUGUGCUGCACUCGUCCUUUUGUGCCGAGCCCGGUCCGGAUCGAUCUUACCUUUUCCGGCAUGCCAUCGAGGGUGUCUCUUUGGAGGGAUGGGCAGGAAUGGUCCUUGAAACUGACUGGCCUUUCUUCUCGCUGAUCGAGAGCCAUGCGCGGCUAAUGAAAGCAGGGUCGUGGACUGGACAGGAAGGGUUGUUCACCAACCAGGAGCUCCCAGCAUGCGGAGACCGGGGCGAAGAUCGCGCUGGUCGCCAGCAAACCGUGUUUCGAGCAGCGACGCAAAUGGCUGAGCAAGGCCAUUUCCUGCUGGACGGGCCUGAGGUUGUCAAUGGCCUAAACGAGGCCUGCGGCCAGCCCCUGCAGCAUGAUUUCUCCAGUGCCACGGCAUGCCUUCUGAAGGCUGCGGUUUCGCCAUCUCUGGCUCGAUCUGCGCUGGUGUCAGCGGCAGAGGAGGCGGUCAUGGGCUGCCUUGCAGGGAAGGCGCUGCUUCCGGCUUUGCUGCAGACACCGUGGCCGCUUGUCACCCUGCUCACGAUGCUGCAGCAGAAGUCAGCAGCGGCUCAAAGCCAGCCAGCUGCUGAGAACCGUGGGCUAACCUGGAUGCCAACCGACGCUCCAGGCGACUUCGCCACGGUCUGGGAGCAGAAGACUGAUGCGCACUACCCAUGGGUGCAGUUUGUGGCACGUGCACUGGGGACAGAGCAGCUGGUGCUGCCCUUGCCCUGGCCGCCCAACACCAGCUUCCAGGUGUUGAAGAACGAGGCGCUGAUGUUAUUAGAGCGCUUCGCUGUCACGAACUACCCGGGCCCCUCAAAUGACCGCGAGACGUGGAAGACGCUCUGUCUGGUCUGCAAAGACGGAUCACAAGACCCAACCACGGAGAAUGCGACAUACUUUGCCCCAACCGAAGCGCUUCGAGAAGCCCCAGAGCUCCAGAAGUUUGUCGCGCUGUUCGGAAAGACGGGUCGGGUGCGACUGAGCCUCCUCCUGCCAGGUGGAAUGAUCGGCUGGCAUCCGGAUGACGGAGUGCUGGAAAACGGCCGCUUGAUUCUUCAUGUGCCGAUCAUGACUAGUCGGGGAGCUUUGACCAGAGUCGGCCAUCUCCUUCUCAACGUUCCUGAAGGUGUGAUCCACUGGUGCGACUACUCGCUACCGCACAGUGUCUACAACGCAGACGACGAGGUUCGUGUGCACUUGAUCAUUGACGUUGUGGCGAGGGAUAAUGAGGACUUCCUACGGAAUUUCCUCGAUCCCAUGGAGCCGUCGCUACGAGAAGCAUUGCUGGAGAAUGCUAUGCCAGGGCUUCCUACAGACCCCGAGGUGUCGCCGUAUUCUGCCGGUCCAGCGGGCACUGCGUUUGCCAGGCCCCUCGCACGACAGAUGUCGAAGACGUUCGCUCUAUUGAUUGGAGAAGCAUUGCCGCUGCUGGAGCGAUCCAUUUGGCGGCAGGUUGAUGUCAGUGUGAAGCUGGCUAUCGGAUGCAAGCUGGGCAGGCGUUGGCAGGUGGAGCUGCUGCUGAGAGGAGCAGAGAGCGUGCCUCCACACGCAAAGAGUGCCGGGCAACUGCCGUUUCUGCCCAUCGUGUCGCCGAAGGGUGCACCAGGAGAACAUGCGCCAGGCCAUUGCAAGGCCAUCCAUGUCGAAGACUCUUCCAUGGGCUUGCAGAAGCUGCGAUCGUUGGAGACGAUUUCCGGGGAGUCGUCGCAAGAGCCGCCGAUCCCCUCGUCCAAUGCCCACGUUAGAGACGGUCGAGAUGCCGCUCGACGUCCCACACCUGUAGCACAGCCGCAGAGGCCCCGCAGCUCCUCAGCUAACCGCACUCCAGUAGUUCGAAUUACGGCCUCCAGUUCGACAGAACGGCUACGUGGGCACACGAAGUGUUCACAAGCCCGCGCCGAGAGCGGCGGCUGGCGCUUGCGGAGCUAA
Symbiodinium sp. CCMP2592 is the source of this 2118-nucleotide messenger RNA. Lineage: Eukaryota; Dinophyceae; Suessiales; Symbiodiniaceae. The record is from the annotation of a GenBank genome assembly.